AUGCAUUCGAGGGGAAAUGGAUACCAUCACCACAACGGCACGUACGACGCCGAAGAAGAAGACGACGCCGACAGCGAGGAAGCGUUUCUUUCAGAUUUCGAGGCGCACGUUGAUCCAGGACCAGAACCAGAGACGUCUUCCGCGUAUGUGGGAAUUUCUGUUCCGCUGCACGACAACAACAACAACAACAGUAAUGAAAAAGGAAAACAAGAAGAAGGCGACGAAGAAAAAGAAGAGGAAAAAGAAGAAGAAGAAAGCAAUCGCAUGCACGUAGAGGUAGGCGCACCAGAGCGCAGAGGUGAAGGAUUAAACGCGCACAUAGUCUUUGGCGUUUCGUAUUGGACGACGUUACCGACGUAUGCCAGAAAAUCUGGUUUAGUUCGACGACGGUUUUCACAGUUCAACAAGCUGUAUCAAGCUUUAGUCGAAGAAGUCGCCGGCGUGAUCGUGCCAACGUUACCACCAAAGACGACGUUUCCUUUAGAUGAUCCAAAAUCGCCCGCAAUUGCUUCGCGCGCGACGUUACUGAGAGUAUUUAUAGCGAAGAUCUCGAUGCAUCCUCUUCUGUCGCGCUCAAAAGCUUUGUAUGAUUUUCUCGACUGCUCCAAGAGCAACACGACGUAUAACAAGGUGAAGCUCUCGACGACGAAAGAUGUUAAAAAGAAAACAACUUCCGCUAUUUCAUCCAUUUUCGGUAGCGUUACGAAUGUGAUUUCAUCCAUCAACGAUACCAUAGCGAGUAAAACGUCUGACGGUGAAUUAGGAGGUGGCUCUCAUCUAUUUGACGUCGAAGGAACGCUUCGGGAACCGGCGCUGCACGCGGAGGUUUGUCAGUACAUAUCUUCACUUCGAGAAAGAACGGAAAAAAUGCUCGCCUCGGCGAAAAAAGUAAUCAGACAUAAAGAGAAAACGACGGAGUACUUUUCGGAUUUGUCCACGGUGUUCAACACCAUGCAAGAGCACGAAACGAGAGGAGUAGAAAUCAUUGAACGCAUUUCGGGAGCGGCGAAGGUGAACUGGUCGACGGCGUCUUCAUCUUCAUCGCGACAAGGCAUUUGCUGGAGAAAGGCUGCAAAUACAUUCUCCCGCAUAGCGCAAAGCGACGAUACCCCGGAAACUACCGAGCUCAAGCACGAUAGAAAUAGAUUGUUCCUUGAAAAGAUUAGCGGGUCUCUGCAACUGAUCAUGGAGGUUGUCAACGCGCUCGCGGCGAGGAAAAAAAUAGUAGACGAAUACAAUCACACGUUACAGAGCAUAGCGAGGAACCAGUACAAGAUCUCCUCCCUAGGCUUACCGGACGCUGGACCGAAACGAGAGGAAAAAAGAAGACUCGAAUUGAAAGUAGCCGAUUAUCGAGUCAAGAAGACGACGUUGUUUAAAAAAUACGAAACCGCCAAGGCGAAUAUGGAAAACGAGUUGCUCUGGUUUCACACCGAACUUUCCAAGUCUCUCGGAAGUUCGUUGCGAUUGUUUGUCAUGACGCAAGGAGCAGAAGCUGGAGAGUUGCACAGAAGUUUACUGCAAAUUUAG
This is a messenger RNA of Bathycoccus prasinos, 1530 nucleotides long. RefSeq lists its product with no specific name. The record is from RefSeq and is a predicted model, not a curated record. Bases 1 to 1530 code for a protein of 509 amino acids. The transcript has a single exon. Gene Ontology annotation, molecular function: phosphatidylinositol binding. Gene Ontology annotation, cellular component: endosome. Lineage: Eukaryota; Viridiplantae; Chlorophyta; Mamiellophyceae; Mamiellales; Bathycoccaceae.